This is a messenger RNA of Raphanus sativus (radish), 1006 nucleotides long. RefSeq names its product protein MAINTENANCE OF PSII UNDER HIGH LIGHT 1. Gene Ontology annotation, biological process: regulation of protein complex stability. The transcript is spliced from 3 exons. Gene Ontology annotation, cellular component: chloroplast thylakoid membrane. Bases 146 to 829 code for a protein of 227 amino acids. NCBI's taxonomy places the organism in Eukaryota, Viridiplantae, Streptophyta, Magnoliopsida, Brassicales, Brassicaceae. The record is from RefSeq and is a predicted model, not a curated record.
GAUUGAAAAGCCCACAUUACACCACAAAAACACAUCAUCAUCAUCGUCUUCUCUUUACUCUUUUCAUCCUCACAUAUUAUCUUCAUUUAUCAAAUUUUCUUUUUUCUUUUAUCAAACCUGAAAUCUCCUCGAAUCUUGUCCAACCAUGAUGUCUUGCGGCGCUUCCAAUGUCUUGAUAUCCCCAAACGGCUGCGUUUUGGCAUCUCCUAAGCCUCUUGGCAGAUUCCUCAGCGCCAAGCCCGGCGUACGGAGACUUUUCGUAUCCGUCGUUAGAGCUUCUUCCGAUGAUCCUGAUUGUAAUGACGAGGAAUGUGCUCCCGACAAAGAGGUUGGGACAGUGAGUAUAGAAUGGUUGGCUGGAGAGAAGACGAAAGUGGUGGGAACGUUUCCACCUCGGAAGCGUGGUUGGACUGGCUAUGUUGAGAAAGAUACUGCCGGUCAGACUAAUGUUUACUCUAUUGAGCCUGCAGUAUAUGUUGCAGAGAGUGCCAUAAGCUCAGGUACUGCAGGAUCUUCGUCUGAUGGGGCUGAGAACACAGCAGCAAUCGUAGGAGGCCUUGCCCUUAUCGCAAUCGCUGCUGCGUCCUCUAUACUUCUCCAAGUCGGGAAAGAUGCCCCGGCUCGACCUAAACCAGUGGAUUACAGUGGACCCUCUCUUAGCUACUACAUCAACAAGUUCAAGCCUUCACAAGUUGUUCAAGCCUCUUCACCCGCCCUCACUGAAGCUCCACCGGUGGCUCAGGAAGAAACUUCAUUGCCCGAAACUACGGCCAGUGAGGCUCAGCCAGAGGAGGCGUCUUCUGUUCCGGCAACAAGUAGCACCUCUUAAGGGGUUAUUAUUAGCCUAGGGCGAGGGAUUCAACAUAUGUUGUGUAAAGAUGAAAUGAAAGCCUAUACCAAGAUCCAUGCGUCUUGUUAAUAUUCGGAUAUAACUAUUAUGUAUACUCUUUUUCCCUCUAUGAGUUGGUGUUAUAAUUUGAAAUAAAUAUCAAAUCUUAUUCACUUA